AUGGCGGAACGCAAGCGCAAGAAGCGUGACGGAGAAACUGGGUCAGUCUCGCAAAGUUCGCCGCUGGUGAAGCUGGCGCGCUCGUGGCUGAGUGUGCCCCAGCAAUGGAGCAGGAAGCUGAAAUGGGCCCGCAGUCGUCGGUUGCAGCAGUUUCUCGCAGCGCUUCAAACUUAUCAUCCUUUCUAUGCCCCCCAGGGUCCUCAGGGACCAGUGUACUAUGCACCACCGGGUCACAUUGCUCUCGGUCCCAGUUUGAGCAUGCCACAUGAGGCAGCGUAUGGACAGGCUUCUUUCCAACAGGGCUUCAACCAAUAUCCGCACCCGGGUAUGGCACAGAUGACCCAACAGUUUCAGGGCAUGAGUGUACCAUCUACCGGCCGCAAUUUUCGGCGUGGUGCCGGACGUAGCUCUCAGUGGCCACGUCGUAACAUGAGUAUGGCGGGUGAGAGCUCUGUUAGCACUUCUGAGGUGGCCAAUACUCAGACCUCCACCCAAUCUACCGUAUCUCACGCAAGAAUCGAGCCUGGGCUGAGCGUGAACGGCACCUCUGGAACCUUCACCAGUCGAGCUCACCGGCCAUUGAUACCAACGGUUGCUGAAUUCCGGCCCGCAUCAGCUGGUGAAACACAGACGAACGAAGAGCCAAUUGGCAGAACCGGUGAGACACACGUCUCUCAGAGACAGCAAUCGGCGAUGCCUGCUUUGGGUACUGGUCAACCUUCCAAGUCUCGAAUGGAAUACAUUACGGAGGACCUCGCUCGUGCUCCGGGGCCGAGCCUUUACGGCUCGCGCCGACUCAUGCCCUCCAUUCCAAACGUGGCACCCUUCGACCCGCGUGAGUCGAGUCGAACAGAAUCAAUGUUGCCCACCGUCGAAAGCAGCCCUGAGAGAGAAAGACGUCCUGCCCGACGCGAAUGGAGUACUAACCCAUUCGAAGCUCCUCUGGAAGACGCCCGCCGGAAGGAGACAGGCUCUGGAGAUGUCUCCUACUGGCAGAACACUGAGCAGCAAUCAGUUGUUCCGCAUGAAGACCUGUUGAUUGCCCCUAUUAGUCCCCCCCUCCAUGAGCAGUACCACGAGCACCAGGGCCGCCAGCCACGCUUUCAAUACCUCGACCAGAGCAUCGUGGUUGCUGGUCCUCGAGUACAGUCAGAGAACAGCUCACUGCAGACUACACCGUUUCAGCAGAGGUCAUAUGAUCGCGGUGAAAUAACCACUCCUCAGGCUGUUGACUUUCCGAACCUUGACCGCAUCAGCCCCUUUACUCCGUCGGGGGUUGUUGAUCCUUCCACGCCUGUGUCUAUCGAGCCCGUCAGAAGACGUCUGGGGCCCAUGCUCUACGUUCACUCAGAUGCCAGUGACUGUAGCGAGGCAGUCCAGGUGGGUACGCUGGAAUAUGAGGCAAAGGUUCGCGAGAUCGAUGAACGUGAGACGGAACUGCUGGAGCUGGAGAGACAGGAAUCCGAGAGGAUUGCUGCAGAGAGACUCGAAUGGGAGCGCCGCCAAGCUGCUCGAUAUGAUUACAGCCAAUUCGUUCGAGCGCCACGACAGACUGGAGAGCGACAUGCUGACAAGAUACGCGUGCUGGAAGAACGUGCGGUUGCCUCCGCUGAUGCUGAGUACAACAGAGUCAUGACCAAUGCGAACGACCCCUUCUGGUUGGCUAAUCCUACUCCUCAACUGCCGCAUGCCCACACUCGAGCCGCCAACCCAGCGAACCAGGGACUGGUCUCUACUCUUGAAACGGCUCUUAGAAACUCGGCCAGCUACAGGGACGGCUACUCUAACUUCCAGAAUGGAAACGUCAGUGGAACAGCCGAGGUCCCAGGGUGCCUCCCCCGUCACCAGCCCAGCUGGAGGAACCGCCCGCAAAAUCGCAUAGUUACGGCCCGGGAAGAUCCCGAAGUUAUGAAUGACCCAGAGGCGCGGCACAACUGGCUGAGCAAUGCUUGUGAGGUGCCGUACAUGGGACCUACCUCCAUGGGCAGAGACCCUUGGCCGCGUUCCCCCGCCUUGCAGCCACUGGCUCCCAUGAGAAACCGUUCGCCCGCGAGACCCUUUAUUCCAUUCAACCCUCUCUCGGGGGCUCCCAUGCCUUCAGCCCUAGGUUUUGUGGCUCCGACAAACGCUCAUAUGCAGGGUGCUUAUGUUCAAACCCCUAUCAUUCAACUUGCAGGCGCUCCUGUCAAUGCGCCUACCCAACCGGCCGCCAUGAGCUGGGCAGAAAGCCGCCGUAUUCGAGGUAUUCCUCCUCGCGGGCCAAACAGUCUGGCGCGUCAGGCCGCGUUGACCCGCCACGGCUCUCAGAACCCCGACGGUUCUCCUUCGCCCCUGCCGCGAAGCCAGCACCUUUAG
Penicillium canariense is the source of this 2355-nucleotide messenger RNA. RefSeq lists its product as uncharacterized. The transcript is spliced from 3 exons. Lineage: Eukaryota; Fungi; Ascomycota; Eurotiomycetes; Eurotiales; Aspergillaceae. The record is from RefSeq and is a predicted model, not a curated record. The coding region runs from base 1 to 2355 and encodes 784 amino acids.